AUGGCAAUACAUUCUCAAGUUCGUCUAACUGUAUUAGAAUAUUCUACAGCACUUCAAGCAACUAUUCCAGUUUGCUCAACCUCAAUAACCACUUCAGUUUGCCCAAUAAUAGCUCAACCAAUAACUGUGCUAAUUCGCCUAUCAAUUAGUAGUGAAUAUGUUCAAAUUUUCAGAAAUAAUCCUUAUGAGUUGCCAAGAAUGCCAAGUGUAGAUAGACUAAUAUCACCAGAUAAAUCUAAUGCUACAGUAGCUAGAAGAAUUAUGGAAAGUAUCUUCAAUAUAUCAGUCACUCAACUGUCUAAUUGGCUUAAAGCCAUUCACAAACACCAUAGAGAUAGAUUAAAAAAAAGACAAGCUGGAAUAUUAGGAAAAGUUGAUAGAAGGUUACAUGCUAAUACUCAUUUUACUGAAUUAAAGUUAUUACUUCAAGACAUAUUAAAUCCAAUGGCUGAACAGCAGGUUUAUAACAAAAAGCAAUAG
Messenger RNA from Funneliformis mosseae, 480 nucleotides. NCBI's taxonomy places the organism in Eukaryota, Fungi, Glomeromycota, Glomeromycetes, Glomerales, Glomeraceae. The record is from the annotation of a GenBank genome assembly.